Messenger RNA from Lingula anatina, 1594 nucleotides. RefSeq names its product chitin deacetylase 7. The record is from RefSeq and is a predicted model, not a curated record. Gene Ontology annotation, biological process: carbohydrate metabolic process. NCBI's taxonomy places the organism in Eukaryota, Metazoa, Brachiopoda, Lingulata, Lingulida, Lingulidae.
UUACAAGGCAAUCUGCCAGGCAAUAGUUUUAUUCGACUAUAUGUAAUUUUUGCUGUUGUUCCAGAUAGGGACAAGUAUUUCAUAGCGUAUACACGGUCGCUCUGAAGAGUCUAGAUUUUCCACAUGUCGCUGACUUGUGCUAGGAAUUAAAUCAUUUUGAUCAGUGCAUCGCUCUGGGUGACUCAGUUCUGCGCGAAGUGGAAUUCUUUUAAACGUGCGGUACAUAAUGGCCGUGUGGAACGGAGAUAUUUUCGCGAUACGGUUGGUGUUCGUCCUGUGCUGUAUUUGUUUAUUGGCCCGGGACGUCACGGCCAAGUGCGACCUGUCUAACUGUAUUGAACCGAGGUGUCUGUGCCCCAGCAACGUCCCACCAGGGCAGUUACAGCCACCUCAAGUUCCACAGGUAGUUUACUUCACCUUCCUGGGGACCAUGGACGAAAGUAAGUACAAACACAUUGAGGAUAUUUUCUCAGAGGACUUGAAGAAUCCAAACUACUGCCCGGUAGCUGCCACUUUCUUCAUUGGAGACUUUGACACCGUGGCGAGCCCCGUUCGUAAAACCAAUUAUACUUAUGUGAAGAAGUUGUACGAGAUGGGACAUGAGGUUGCCACCACGGGGACUAACAUUCAGUAUCCCGUUACGUGGUGGCACAGGGCGGCCUCCGCAGACUACGUCAAUGAAGUAGUGUUCCAGAAAAUACGGAUUGCGACAGACGCGGAGAUAAACGGGGACGACAUCCAGGGAUUUCGCGUGCCAUUCUUAAACAAUGGCGGAGACGCACAGUUUGGAAUGCUGCACGAUUAUAACUUCACGUACGACUCCUCGUUGGUAAACGGACCUUAUACACUGCGGGACUACCAGGCAACGUCUCACAGCCCUCUUUAUCCGUUCACUUUAGAUGUUCCUCCGGACAAAAAGCUAUGUGACAUCACCCCCGUCAAUUGCCCAAGCCAGUCUUACCCUGGACUAUGGGAAAUACCAUUGAAUCGUAUCUAUGGCAAUGACGGUCAAGCAUGCGUGGCAGCGAGUGAUUGCAAUGUACGGGAUACGUCAGACGUUUUUAAUUUCCUCGUUAAUAAUUUCAAUCGCAAUUACCGCUCUAACAGAGCACCUCUCGGAAUUUAUCUGCAAAUUGAUUGGUUUAAAGAAAAGCCUUUCACACUCGAAGGGGUCAAGCGCUUUAUUCGGCACGUCGCCAGUAAGAGAGACGCAUGGGUUAUUACCGUGUCCCAGUUGAUUGAUUGGAUGAAGUCCCCAAUGUCGCCGUCACGUGCAAUCACUUUCGGCGCGUGGAGAAACUCAAAGCUGCCAUGUAGCCGGCCGCAAACAUAUAAUUCACCGAAUACUAAUUAUGUGGAUCACAUGGGUCACAGGAGUUCCGCGAUUUUUAUCACGAAAAACAGCCUGUUAAUGGCGACGUCUUUUUUCUUAGCAUUGGGCUCACAGUUCUUUAUUGCACCUUAAAAUUCUUGAAAUAAAAAAAAAAGACAUUACUAAAUUAAGAUUUUUCCUCACUGCAAAGUAGGCCUGUAAUUAUACAUGAUGUGAUCGUUCUUAUUCCUCUAAUUAAUUAAACUGAGACGCGUUUUCAAA